AUGUGCUGCGCUAGACUUUUUACGGCAAGCAACCUCCACAAUUGGGACCUCCCCGGUAAUCAACUCCCGGUAUCUUCCAAACAUCUCCCACUCUCUUCAUCUCUUGGGCCCUUCCCCUCUUUUUAUCACUUGCGAGAGUCUCCCCCUUUCCCCUUUAUCUAUUCAUUUAUUUUGAAUAGCUUUUGCACAAUCGGCACUCUGAUGGCGUCCUGCCCAAUUCCAACCCCUAGUCCUCCAGGUACCCCGGGCAUCCAUCCACCUACGCCCACUAAACGUUCAACAGGGCUUGGGAUCGAAGACCUGCCCUCGCUACUAAACUCUUCCUUUGACCCGAACGCUCUUUCGCCCUUGGACAAUUGCCCCUCGUUUCCGGGGUAUUCUUCCUCACCAGCUGUUUCAACCCCGCCGAAUGGAUCUGCUGUGGCAGCACGAAGGGGCUCUGGGAACCAUGGCCCUUUCAAUUUUCAGCCCAUGGCAGCCUCCAAAUCACCGCCUGUUCCUAAACCCAACCAGCGACGUGGACAUAGGUACAAGCAUUCGUCCAUUUCACACCAAAUAUUCCUAGAGCCUCCGGUCAGAGCGCCACUCGCUCUUCCAUCCAGUCUGCCAAUACCUACCAGAAAAGAGUUGAUACGCUCAAUAUCCCCCGAACAACGUAAACGACUACUAUGGUGCCUCUGCCACCUUUGUGCAGCCGGUUUCACUUUGUACAGUGCUCAAGGAUCAUUGGCCCUGACAGCAUUGAGCCACUUGAUCAUGUUUGAUGCCCUAGGAGCUAGCUUGUGUGUUGCUGUGGAUGUAUUGUCAAACUUUGAGGUUUGGAAGAGGAGCAGUGUUAAGCAUCCAUUUGGUUUGGAAAGAGCUGAAGUUCUUGCUGGUUUUGCUAUGUCCGUAUUCUUGCUCUUCAUGGGCUUCGACAUCAUAUCGCAUACGGCUGAGCACCUGGUGGAAGGAUUUUAUGAAGGAAGCGGAGGACAUGAUGGGGCUGUUGAGCACGAGGUACACGUCCAUGAAGCGCACAUGCACCAUGCACGGGUCUCCCCUGGAAGUGUGGACCUGGCAUCACUAGCAGCACUGAUAUCGACUUGUAUCUCUGCGAUCCUUCUCAGAAAUCAUGCCAGGAUAGGCAAAGCCAUGCGUUUUGCUGCCCUUGAUUCUCUACCCUCGAUUCUUUCUAACCCCUCACACUUUCUUACCAUUUUCUGCUCGUUUAUCCUCCUUCUCAUCCCACUCAUAUCUAUUCAUAUGUCUGCCUGGCUCGACCGUGCUCUUGCGCUAUCUAUGGCACUCUGUAUGAUUGCUAUCGGAGUCCGGCUUGUCAAGACGCUUGGCUCAAUGCUGCUCAUGUCUUAUGGGGGCAAGGGUGUGUCGGACGUUGUGCGAGAAAUUGAGGAAGAUGCAGCCAUCACUGGGAUCCAAGAGGCAAGGUUCUGGCAAGUUCAUCAUGGACUUUGCAUGGCAAACCUUAAAGUAAACGUGGGCGGAUCAGUUAUUGGAGAGAGCGGCGAACUAAGGGUCAGGGAGAGAAUUACAAGAUUAGUCAGGGAUCGCCUCGGUGGCGGGUAUGGAAAGGGAGCGCAGAGGUGGGAGGUUUCUGUUGCUCUGCACGCUACAGGAUAGUUCUACAUUGGUUGGUCGUGUUUUCUUUCUUUUUCUACGAGUAAUGUCAUCUAUAGUGUUUGUAAGCAACUUUUUCAGAUCACGGCCAAACAUUAUAUAGUGCAAAGCGACUCAAUCGUGGUCCUCAAAACAGGCAAACCCGAAAUUGAACUAGUCAACAACAAAAAGGAAUAAUAAAAAAAAAAAAAUCAGCGAGGAAGACAUUCAAGAGG
This is a messenger RNA of Tuber melanosporum (Perigord truffle), 1832 nucleotides long. RefSeq lists its product as uncharacterized. Gene Ontology annotation, cellular component: membrane; Golgi apparatus. The coding region runs from base 1 to 1620 and encodes 539 amino acids. The record is from RefSeq and is a predicted model, not a curated record. The transcript has 4 exons. Gene Ontology annotation, molecular function: zinc ion transmembrane transporter activity. Gene Ontology annotation, biological process: transmembrane transport; zinc ion transport; intracellular zinc ion homeostasis. Lineage: Eukaryota; Fungi; Ascomycota; Pezizomycetes; Pezizales; Tuberaceae.